Messenger RNA from Aplosporella prunicola CBS 121167, 1466 nucleotides. RefSeq lists its product as uncharacterized. The coding region runs from base 247 to 1284 and encodes 345 amino acids. The transcript has 2 exons. The record is from RefSeq and is a predicted model, not a curated record. NCBI's taxonomy places the organism in Eukaryota, Fungi, Ascomycota, Dothideomycetes, Botryosphaeriales, Aplosporellaceae.
GCGAGCGGACAGGUGUGCAGAAGUCCGGGCCCCGGUGUAUGGGUGUGACCUGCGAGGAGGGCUGGCUGCUGGCUGCUGCCUGGUGCAGACGUGGCUGUUUUUGUUUCUUUUCUUCUUCUUCUUCUUAUUCUUCUUCUCGCUGUCUGUCUAUCUAUCUAUCUAUCUCCCAUCAACCUCGACGUGCGUCCACACACCCACCCACCUACUCACCCACCAACCAACCCACCAACACCCACCCCCACAACCAUGCCCCGCACCCCUCCGCCUUCCCCAGGAGCACAGAAAGAGAAAGCAGCCCCCCCGCACCCGCACCCCCUUGCCGCCUUCACCCGCCUCGCGCCCACGGCCUACCUCUACACGCCUGCUCCUUGCACCAGCACCACCAGCACCAACCCCAACCCCACAACCACCACCACCACCUCCCACCAGCCCCCCGCCCUCAUCCUCCUCGCAACAUGGUACGCCGCCGCGCCCGCACACAUCGCUAAAUACGCCGCCCAGUACCGCGCUCUGUAUCCGCGCACGCCGCAGCUACUGCUCACGAGCACGCUCGCGGACGCGACGUGGCGGCCAAGGGGGGCGCAGGAAAGGGGGCUAAGGGACGUGGUGGGGGUUGCGAGGGGCGUGGUUGCGGAGGCGGAAGCCGAGAGAGGAUGCAGGGGUAGAGGAGGUAAGAGCGGAGGUAUAGUGGUGCACGCGUUCAGCAACGGGGGCGCGCUGACGGCGUGCGCGUUUGCGCGGGCGUGGCGGGGGGGUGAGUGUGCUGGUGAAGAGAGGGAGGGAGCCGGCAAAGCGAAGAAGGCGGGCGGAAGCAGAAGCAGAAGCAACACAGCGCUCCCCCUGCGCGCCCUCCUGCUCGACAGCACGCCCGGGCGGCCGUCCAUCCGUCGAGGCGCCGCAGCGCUGGCCGCGGCCUUCGGCGGCCUGACACGCAUACUGCUGCUCGCGGCGCUGUACCCGGCCUUCGCGCUCCUCUACCUCUUGACGCGUCUGCCGCGCGUCUCGGACCCGAUCACGCGCGUGCGCCAGGAGCUGCUCGAUGAUAGCCUGUUUGCGCGCGCGGCGCCGAGGUGCUAUUUCUUCUCUGGGGAGGACGAGAUGGUGGGCUGGGAGGACGUGGUGGCGCAUGCGGGGGAGGCGAGGGGGUUGAGGUGUGGGUUGGGUGCGGGUGGAGUCGGGGUGAGGGAAGUAAGGUUUGAGGGGAGUGGGCAUGUGAGGCAUGCGGUUGUUGGGGCGGAGAGGUAUUGGGAAGCUGUGAGGGGGGUGGUGGGUGGGGUGGAGUAGGGAGGGGGAUGGAGGGUAUCGGACAGGCUGCAUGCAACCCGUGGAAGAAAGAAAGAAACAUAAGACGGCAGGCCGCACCACAUCCAUCACCCCGCAGCAGCAGCAGCAGCACCGGCGAGUCAUGUAUGAUACAAUGUCACGCUAAUGCAGGUCCCCUUUUGGGCAUGACGUCUGAAGAAGGC